CUGGCCGGUAAAUGUGGCCCUUAAACUGGCGUUUUUUAGGAAUGUGCCGUCUCUAACACAGCGCCUGCGUGAGUCUUGGUCAAGAUGGCGGCUCCCGGGAAACAGUAUGGGCUUAUUAUUCCCAAGAAACUGCUACAGAAAAAUGUUUGUUUGCCAAAACAUUCCGCAUUUGCAGACGAUUCUGAUGAUGAGUUGUCCGUUGGGGAGAGUCUCCAAAAGGAAUCGGUAAAGAAACGCUUGAUGAAACAGACCAAGCUGGAGGUCCAGAAAGCACUGGCAGAGGAUACCUCAGUGUACGAAUAUGACAGUGUGUAUGACGAUAUUCAGAAGAAGAAAGAGGAAAAUGCAGCUAAAGUGCUGUCUGAGAAGGAUAGAAAGCCUAAGUAUAUCCAGAACAUCUUGAAAGCAGUGGAAGUUAGGAAGAAGGAACAGGAAAAGAGAAUGGAGAAAAAGAUCCAGAAGGAGCGUGAAAUGGAAGGGGACGAGUUUCAGGACAAAGAGGCGUUUGUCACAUCUGCCUACAAGCAAAAGUUGCAGGAGAAAGCUGACGAGGAAGAGCGAGAGAAAAGGGAAGCUGCACUAGAAGCUUCCCUGGAUGUCACCAAGCAAAAGGACCUCAGUGGUUUCUACAGACAUUUGCUAAAUCAAACUGUUGGAGAAGAGGAAACUCCUGAAUGUAGUUUGAGAGAAACUGGGGUAAAGAAAGAGGAGCCAAAGGGAUAUUCUGAUGAGCCAAAGGAUGGAAAUCCUGAGGAUAACAUUGAUGCUGAUAGUGACUUGGGAACCGAGUCUAGCGAAGACGAAAAGGAUAUAACUGCUAAAAAGCCACCAACCAAAUCAAACCACAGUGAUAGAGAAGAGAAAGGUUCUAAGACCCAUGGAAGACCUCAGCAUUCAAGUUCAUCCAGUGAAGAGCUAGAUGAUCACCACAAGCUAAAGGGUAGAUAUAAGGGUACAAAUGAGGUAGUUCAGCCAGAGAAGGACAAAUAUAAUCAGCAAGAUUAUGACAGAGAUUUUAAGGGAGAGCUGCAGGAAAGAGCAUGGCAUGGGGAACAUGACAACAAAGACUGGCACAGAAGAAGGGAAGACCAAGAUUCUCAGGUGAGGGCUAAAGAGAGGAGAGAACACGAGAGUGGUAGCAGAGAUGGAAGAAAAGAGAAAGGCAGUCAUCGAAAAGAGGAGAAUGAGCGAUAUACUGAAAAAGAGAGGGAUCGAGGCAAAAAACACAAAGAAAGGAUUGAUGAUGAAAAGAGGAGAAAUGGGUCUGAUAAAGAACAUAAGGAGAGAGAGCGUGCAGAUAAGUCAGAAAGGGAGCGUCCAGGCAAGCCAGAUAAGGAGCGCGUAAGCAAGGCAGACAAGGAGCAUGGAGAGAUGUCAGACAAAGGGAAAAAAUACAGUGAGCUUGAGAAAAAGGAUAGGAGCCCAUCUCCAGCAGAAAUGCAGCAUGAAGAUCAACAUGAAAUGAUGCCUGAUUCCAAGCACAAGGUGGAGGAAACCUUAAAAGUGGCUAACAAAUUUGCAAAGCGCAGUAAUGAAGAGACUUUGGGAUCUGCUAGGGAUCGGUAUCUCGCUAGACAAAUGGCUCGAGCUGGAGACAAAGCUCAUGUGGAAAAAGAGGAGGAUUAGGGGAACUGUUACUUUUGGUUGUUUGAUCUGUUUAAUAAAUGAAUGCAGUCAGUGUGGCAAUAAGUUGUGUUAUCAGUGCAUUUCUCUGGAAAGGAGUACUAAAGUGUGACUUUUGUGAAGAUGAGACAAUACAACAAUCCUGCUAAAAUG
Pseudophryne corroboree (corroboree frog) is the source of this 1776-nucleotide messenger RNA. It is a transcript of the gene NSRP1, whose product is annotated as nuclear speckle splicing regulatory protein 1. Lineage: Eukaryota; Metazoa; Chordata; Amphibia; Anura; Myobatrachidae. The coding region runs from base 85 to 1626 and encodes 513 amino acids. The record is from RefSeq and is a predicted model, not a curated record. The transcript is spliced from 7 exons. Gene Ontology annotation, biological process: regulation of alternative mRNA splicing, via spliceosome.